This is a messenger RNA of Anastrepha ludens (Mexican fruit fly), 2597 nucleotides long. RefSeq names its product elongation of very long chain fatty acids protein 6 (gene Baldspot). Gene Ontology annotation, cellular component: endoplasmic reticulum membrane. NCBI's taxonomy places the organism in Eukaryota, Metazoa, Arthropoda, Insecta, Diptera, Tephritidae. Gene Ontology annotation, molecular function: fatty acid elongase activity. The transcript has 4 exons. The record is from RefSeq and is a predicted model, not a curated record. Gene Ontology annotation, biological process: fatty acid elongation, monounsaturated fatty acid; sphingolipid biosynthetic process; fatty acid elongation, saturated fatty acid. Bases 414 to 1385 code for a protein of 323 amino acids.
UUUGCUGUCAGUUUGUCAUACCCGGCUGCCAGAGCAGUGGAAAAAUUGGGGAAAGUGUUGGAACGCGUUGAAGAAAAGUUCAAUAGUUAAUUUCAUAAAAAGUAAAUAUUCGAAAUAAAAUUAUUGUGCACAAAUUAAAAUAAAAUUUUGCAAGGAGUAUUCAGUGCGAAAUCGAAAAUUUUAAUUUCAGUAGUAACACGCAGCCGCCGCCAGUUGACAAUAAAUUUUAUCUAAUAUCAUCAUUAUAUGGAAUAAUUUUUUGAACAGAAAAUUGCUUAAAACACGCAUUGUCACUUACAAAUUGAGAUAUAGCAAAAAUAAAAGGGUUCAACAGACAAACAAACAACAAAUAUAAUAACUACUUCGAACGUUCCAAAGAGUCACCCAGUCAAUAAAAAUUAAUAUAAUAAUAAAUGAUAAAUAUGGAUAUAAGCGUAACACCGAAUUAUUCAUACAUUUUCGAUUUCGAAAAUGAUUUUAUCCACCAACGCACACGCAAAUGGAUGGUCGAGAAUUGGACUUGGGUGUUUUACUAUUGUGGCAUUUAUAUGUUGGUGAUAUUUGGCGGGCAGCACUUUAUGCAAAAUCGUCCCAGAUUCCAACUGCGCGGCCCAUUAAUUAUCUGGAAUACAAUGCUGGCCAUGUUCAGUAUUAUGGGCGCUUUCAGAACGGCACCAGAGCUCUUGCAUGUGCUACGUCAUUAUGGAAUUUUCCAUUCCGUUUGCGUUCCUAGCUACAUCGAGCAAGAUCGCGUAUGCGGUUUCUGGACCUGGUUAUUUGUCCUCUCCAAACUGCCUGAGCUGGGUGAUACAAUUUUCAUUGUAUUGCGAAAACAGCCACUUAUUUUCCUGCACUGGUACCAUCACAUCACCGUACUCAUCUACUCCUGGUUCUCGUACACAGAGUACACUUCAUCGGCGCGUUGGUUCAUCGUAAUGAAUUACUGCGUACACUCGGUGAUGUACUCAUAUUAUGCGCUAAAGGCCGCGCGUUUCAAUCCACCUCGUUUUAUUGCUAUGAUCAUCACUUCGCUACAACUGACACAGAUGAUUGUCGGCUGUGCUAUUAAUGUGUGGGCCAACGGUUUUCUCAAGACACACGGCCGUCAAUCGUGCAACAUUUCUCAAACGAACAUCAACCUCUCGAUAGCGAUGUACUUCAGCUACUUUGUGCUGUUUGCACGCUUCUUCUACAAGACAUACUUGUCGCCAGCUGGCAAAAAGAGUCGCCGCAUGGCAGCAUCGCUGGCAGCACAAAAUACCGCCAAAUUGUCAUCAUCCACCACUACCUUGUCAACGCCACUGCUGUCCGAGAACGGCAACAGUGCAACGAACGGUGGUGCCAUCAACGGUGCAGCGUUACUGCGGAAGCCAAAAGUGCAGUAAGCAGCGGCAACGGUGAUAGAAAAUGUUAUAUUGUAUUUUUGGUGGGGCGUUUCAGCGGGUGCCGUAAGAUUAGUCAGAGAUUGAAAUGUAGUGUUUUUUUUUUGUUUAAUUCGAGCAAAGUAUAAGUCAAAAGUUAGUAGUCAAGUAGUCAGUUUGAUGAAGAUUGGGUCAAAACGUAAACGUAGUUGUAAUGGAUGAAGAGACGAUGGAGGAAACGGAGCGCAAUGCUUUAAACAAAAUAGCCUGGAAACUAAUUGAGUUUGUUGUAUACAUUAAAGUAUAAAAACAAAUUUGUAAUGAAUGGUUUUUGAGCAUUUUUAAUCUUAAAUAUGUAUUUGUAAUGAGUGAAUACAAAGGAAAAACAAAAAACAUUUAAAAAAACAUGAAAUUGUAAUUUGCACAGUUUCUCGAAACAUUUUCCUCAAGUCGUAUUAGGUAUUUUAUAAAUAUAUGUAUGUACUUUAUAUAUGUACUUUAAAAAAAAAAUAUAUAGAAGUUUUUCAUGGAAAAUGUUCAAUGAGUCAAUGCAAAUGUUUAAAAGUGCUUACAGUUAUCUAUUUGUUUGGAACAAAAGUGAAAAAAAAAUCUCAUACAAAAAUAUUUAACGUCUGCAAAUUUCAAUUUACAAUUCAAGCAAUAGUGUUAAUCUGAAAAACAGAGGAAAUUUGCUUACAUUCGCAAUCACAAUCGAGCACAAAUACCUACAUGCGCUGAUUUAUUAAUGUAUGCUCCCACUUUCCCCGUCUCUGUCUCUCUCUCUCGCUCACUCUGAGCACAUUUGGUUUAGUUAUUAUUAAUAACUUAUUAAUUAGCAAGACAAUUAAAAAAUAAACAAGCGUUGAGGUUCUAAAACUCUAGACUUUUCAACAAAAUACCAUUGACCCCUGAGCACAAAGGCAUAGAUAUUCAUAAGAACCUACAACAACGUACAUUCAUGCAUACACUCGGUAUGUAUGUGAAUGUAUUCUUUAAGGAACAAAGUCAAUUGGCACUGACGCACCGAAGGUUUGCGAAAGUAUGUAAUUUUCUGCUAAACGCUCGCUGAUUUCAGCUAAUAUUUACUUAAAUAUAUAAUUUCUUUGGUAUAAGUUCAGCGAAAUUGUUGGAAAAAUUACGUAUCAUACAUACAUACGUAUGUAUUAGUAGUGGUGCGUCAGUGGAGUUUCGGUUAAAAUCGUUUACAAUAUUUGCAUUUCUUUUUUUAUUUUUAAA